This is a messenger RNA of Closterium sp. NIES-65, 702 nucleotides long. The record is from the annotation of a GenBank genome assembly. NCBI's taxonomy places the organism in Eukaryota, Viridiplantae, Streptophyta, Zygnematophyceae, Desmidiales, Closteriaceae.
AUGGCUGAUGCGUCGGAUUCUUCCUCCAGAUCCGCCUUCGCGCACAGCCCGACAGGCGCCUCGAAUUGCGGCGCGAAACGCGGGGCUUUGAUUGUGCUUGAAGGGUUGGAUCGAAGCGGCAAGUCGUCGCAGGUGGCUCGGCUGGUGGAGCAUUUAAAAUCCCGGGAUUUAGGACCAGUGAAGGCGAUGCGGUUCCCAGAUCGCAGCACAACAAUCGGACGCGAGAUAGACGCGUACUUGAGAGAAACGAAGGAGUUUGAGGACCGUCGGAUUCACGAGCUGUUUGCGGCGAAUCGAUUUGAGAAGAAGGAAGAGAUGGAGGGGUUGAUGGGGGAGGGCACAACACUGGUGGUGGACCGCUACUCGUUCUCAGGCAUCGCAUUCUCAGCCGCCAAGGGCCUCGACGUGCACUGGUGCAAGUCCACGGAAGUGGGCCUACCAGCACCAGACGUUGUAAUCUACCUUGACAUCGACCCACAGCAUGCAGCAGAGCGGGGUGGGUAUGGUGGGGAGCGGUACGAGAAGGUGGAGUUCCAGCAACGAGUGGCUCAGCAUUUCCAUGCACUGAAAGACGACACUUGGGUGGUGGUGGACGCAUCUCAACCGUUGGAUGACGUUGCAUCUGAAGUUUGCAAGGUGGCAGAGUCCAUGGUGUGCAAGUGCAAGACCGGGGGACUUCCUCUGCGAUACCUGUGGAGAUGA